UUGGUAAAACUAUUUCAAGUAUCACUGAAAUGUUAAGUAUAGAAUUUUUUAAUUGAUCAAACAUCUUCUUAGGAUAUUAAUACCCUCCCGACAAAGUUGUUUGUCAUAAUCUGAGCUCGAAACCGCCGCUAGAAAUUGCGUGGUUAGAAACUCAACCAGUAUCAACCGGUUCUGAGGAAAUGUGAAUUCUGAGUACAGCAGAGGACGUGGUAAACAAGGUUCAGUUACUUUUCAAAUGUCGUGUUCAAAUAUUAGGUUUGACUCGACAAAAUGCAGGAAUGUAGAGUAAUAUUGAACAACAAUCACACAAGUAGUGAUCUACGUUUAACUACGGGCUUCAACGUUACUAGGAUAAACCUGGAGAAAAGUUAACCAAUCGAAAGAUGGGAAAACUUAAAUAUAUACAUCUCAUUUUUAUGACAGGAACCGUAGGACUGAUUGUUUUUUCCUUAUCCAGAUGGCGCCCUUCGACCAACGGAAUCAAGCCUGUAUGGUCACAGGUUCCACAAAGUGGAAGAAAAACGGUCCUUCUGUGGACGAGAUAUUUCCACAACAUACACUGGCCUUUACCAAAUCGGAAUGAUGAGAAGUGUAAAUUUAGCUGUCGCGUGACCUCAAAUCGCAAAUAUUUGGCCCAUAGCGACGUAGUUGCGUUUCACUGGCGGGACAUAGAUCUGAACGAUGUCCCUAAAUCUCGAAAACCUGGGCAGAUUUGGGCCAUUUUCAGCCUCGAACCCCCUCCCCAAACUCCACGUGAAAUUCUGGUUUCUUUAAAGGACCACCUGAACUGGACGAUUUCCUAUCGCAGGGAUUCGGAUGUGUUUGUCCCUUACGGAAGAGUCAUAAAACGUAAACAGAAGAAAUACGUGAAACUCGCUAACUUUUUUGAAAAUACCACAUCAGUCAGUUGGGUGGUCAGUAACUGCAAGACAACUGGAGGUCGAGAAGAUUAUGUUAAAGAGCUAAAGAAACACAUAAGUGUAGAUAUCUUUGGUGAGUGUGGAGAUGAAUUGUGUGUUGGUAAGUCUAAUGCGAUGUUUCGAAACUUGUGUUAUAACCACCUGGCGACAAAAUAUAGGUUCUAUCUUUCUUUUGAAAAUUCAAUAUGUAAAGAUUAUGCAACAGAAAAGUUAUAUUUGGCAAUGGAUAGUGGAAUGAUACCAGUAGUUUUUGGUGGUGCAGACUACAAAAACAUAUUACCUUCCGAUUCCUAUAUAGAUGCCUUGAAGUAUUCUCCUGCCAGUCUGGCAAAACAUUUAGUGGAUAUAAGUCAAGAUAAACUGGUUUACCAGAAGUAUUUGAAAUGGAAGGAAAACUAUGAAGUUCAGAAUAGAACAGUGAAGAGUUGGAUAUGCAGCCUAUGUGAAAAACUUCAAGCAGUUAAACUUACGCAGACGUACAAGCCUAAUGAUUUUCUUAAAUGGUGGUUUGAUGACGCUAAAUGCCAAACUUGGAAAAAUGGUGAUGUGAUCGCGUAUCACAAAACCACCAAGGCGAAAAGUGAUGCAUCACUGGAAUGAAAUCUAUAACAUUACAACGAGGAACACUUAAUAACUGGUAUGUUUUAUACAAGUUUCAUCCAUUAAAGAACAAUGUGUUGAUAAAUGGAAGUUCCGAUCCUGUUUUCCAUUUUGAUUUUGUUUUUCCUCAUUUGUAUUGCUCUUGCACUUUUUUUCGUUUUUAUUGUUUUUCUAAUUAAAAUUGGAUUAAAAACUCGGAUAACUUUUAAAAAUCUCUAAACUAUUUAUGAAAUUGUUUAUAUGAAGUUAGCUUUAAUAUUAUUAUGUAAUUAUACCAUGUAAUACAAGCUGUUACAAGACGA
Molecule: messenger RNA, 1822 nt
Organism: Limulus polyphemus (Atlantic horseshoe crab)
Lineage: Eukaryota; Metazoa; Arthropoda; Merostomata; Xiphosura; Limulidae
Product: alpha-(1,3)-fucosyltransferase C-like
Exons: 2
Coding region: 384-1520 (378 amino acids)
Cellular component (GO): membrane
Molecular function (GO): alpha-(1->3)-fucosyltransferase activity
Source: RefSeq, a predicted model, not a curated record